AUGCCGUCCUGGAAACGCAAAAACAAAGUCGACUCCCACAAGGAGUCCGACGGCAAGGGAAAUGCUACAUCUUCCCCAACUACCUCAGCUCACGCUCUCUUCUCCACUGUACACGACUCAUUAACCACCUCCCACAGCCGCCCCUCAACUCCCAUAUCAGGCAACGCAUCAUCAUCUUCCACCAACUCCAACAAUGAUUCUGGCCCAGAAACAACAGCUCCCACAACAACAACAACAACAACAUCAUCAUCCCCCGAAGAUCUGCGCCGACAAGCCAGGCGCGAUGCCGAAUUCGGCCCCUUGGGCCAUCCAUCCCAUCUGUACGGCUCGCAACACGCCGGCGGCGCCGUUCCAGACCCUAUAAUUGAUGAACCGCCAUACUUCUACAUGCUCACAACAUACAUAAGUUUUUUGAUUCUGAUAUUCGUGGGCCACACGCAAGACUUUCUAGCGAGAUGGUUCACGCCAUACAAACACCGACAUCUAAUGGUUCAGGACGGGUAUGCACCCAUAUACAGCGAUUUUGAUAGCUUCUACGCUCGCCGACUCAAGCUGCGUAUCAACGACUGUUUUGAGCGCCCCACCACAGGCGUGCCCGGAAGAUACAUUACAUUAUUGGACAGAGAAACGAUAGAUUAUAACGAACAUUUCCGGUUCACGGGCACCACGACGGAUACCCUUAACCUCAGCUCAUACAAUUACCUAGGCUUUGCGCAAAGCGAAGGUCCCUGCGCUGACUUUGCGGAGGACACACUCCGCAAAUCAGGGAUUACUAUGACGGGCACCAUCGGCGAUGCAGCCACGUCGUCUCUACACGUUGAAGUAGAGCGGCAAAUCGCCCGAUUCGUGGGCAAGGAUGAUGCGCUUGUCUUCUCCAUGGGGUUUGUGACGAAUGCUACUAUCUUCCCGGCGUUGGUGGAUAAAGGCUGUUUGAUUCUGUCGGAUGAAUUGAAUCAUGCCUCAAUCAGGUUUGGUGCGCGGUUGUCCGGGGCCAGUAUUCAGGUGUUUGCGCAUAAUAAUAUGGCGGAUCUGGAAAAGAAGUUGAGAGAUGCUAUUUCCCAGGGACAGCCGCGGACUCAUAGGCCCUGGAAGAAGAUUUUGGUUACUGUGGAAGGGCUUUAUUCGAUGGAAGGCACGAUGGUGAAUCUUCCGGGUAUUAUGGAGUUGAAGAAGCGGUAUCGGUUUUAUUUGUAUAUUGACGAGGCGCAUUCAGUCGGUGCUGUGGGUCCCAGAGGUCGUGGUGUCUGCGAUUACUUCAAGGUUGAUCCCGCCAACGUUGAAAUUCUGAUGGGCACGUUCACGAAAUCCUUUGGUGCGAAUGGCGGUUAUAUUGCCGCAGACAAGAUCAUUGUCGAUAAAUUGAGGGCGACGUGUUCCGGACAGGCAUUUGGUGAAUCUCCCACCCCUCCGGUCCUGGCUCAGAUCUUGGGUGCACUACGACAAAUCGCCGGCGAAGAAAUGGGUAAAGAGCGUCUGCAACGUCUGGUCUUCAACUCACGCUAUCUCCGUCUCGGCCUUAAACGUUUAGGUUUUAUUGUCUAUGGCCACGACGACUCCCCCAUCAUCCCGCUCAUGCUCUACAACCCAGCCAAAAUGCCCGCCUUUUCGCACGAAAUGCUCAAACGUAAGAUCUCGGUGGUCGUGGUUACAUACCCAGCCACGCCAUUGGAACUGUCGCGAGUAAGAUUCUGUGUAAGUGCAGCCCAUACCAAGGCAGAUCUAGAUCGGUUGUUGGUUGCUUGCGACGAGGUUGGAGAUGCUUUGCAGAUCAAGUUUUCGUCUGGUAUUGCUGGCGGCUUGCACGAGAGACCUAGUUUGGAUGAGAUAGGGAAGAAAGGGAUCAAGAGGGAGAAACCCAGGUGGAGGGUUGAGGAGGUUAUUGAGAGGGGGGUUAGAGAUGUCAGGGGGCAGUUGUAUUGA
Messenger RNA from Talaromyces marneffei, 1920 nucleotides. RefSeq lists its product as uncharacterized. The record is from RefSeq and is a predicted model, not a curated record. Gene Ontology annotation, biological process: sphingosine biosynthetic process; ceramide biosynthetic process. Gene Ontology annotation, molecular function: pyridoxal phosphate binding; serine C-palmitoyltransferase activity. Gene Ontology annotation, cellular component: serine palmitoyltransferase complex. Bases 1 to 1920 code for a protein of 639 amino acids. The transcript has a single exon. NCBI's taxonomy places the organism in Eukaryota, Fungi, Ascomycota, Eurotiomycetes, Eurotiales, Trichocomaceae.